AUGACAACUCUGAACAUUCUCUGUGUUGGCGACUCGUUGACGGCUGGAUCAACGGCAGGGAUGGAACACCCAUACGCACUGAAGUUAAGAACCAGGCUCCAACAGGCAUUCCCGGACCAUGAAAUCGAGUGCCAGGUCGAAGGCAAGCAUGGAGAUCAAGUCACUCAAGGCGGCUUCGACGAACGACUUGAGGCAGCAUGGUCCGUCGCUGAUCGUCCGUUCGACUGGGCAAUCAUUCUGGGUGGAUCGAAUGAUAUCAACUGGAACAAGCCUGCAGAUGCAAUCAUUGCUGCGCUGAAGCAGGUUUGGGAAUUUCCCAUAGCAGAGGGCAGCCGUGUCCUGGCUAUGACAAUUCCAGAAUAUCGCGCCAAGAUCCAGAAGAUUGACGACAAAAGAGCAGCGGUCAACGAUGCAAUCAGGUCUUACGACCACGCAGCUUUUUCCUCUUUGGACCUUUACAAAGAGUUUCCGUACCACACCAUGAGCAGCGCAGAUCGUUCGAAAUACUGGGAUACAGACGGCGUGCACUUUUCCGCGGCUGGGUAUGACCUGAUGGGCGACAAGAUUGCGGAUGUCCUUAUACCGCUGAUCCAGUCUCGAUCAUGA
This is a messenger RNA of Microdochium trichocladiopsis, 606 nucleotides long. Its product is annotated as SGNH hydrolase-type esterase domain-containing protein. NCBI's taxonomy places the organism in Eukaryota, Fungi, Ascomycota, Sordariomycetes, Xylariales, Microdochiaceae. Bases 1 to 606 code for a protein of 201 amino acids. The transcript is spliced from 4 exons. Gene Ontology annotation, molecular function: phosphatidylcholine lysophospholipase A1 activity. The record is from RefSeq and is a predicted model, not a curated record.